AUGGCUUCAGCUCCAGCCUUCGGGCUCCGGACACUUCACUUGGCAGCGAAAUGGUUCGGCCUCCACCUUUGGUCAUAUUAUCAACUCGUCGUCCAAUAUCUCCAAAUUGACCCUAAAAUCCUUCUACUCGAUCUUCCAGAGGGCUACACUGGCAACUUGAGCCAAGUUGGUCCUUCAAACUUCACCUUUACACUCAGCCCGGUCCCACCACCUCCCCUAUUGUUUCCGCCGACAAACAUCACACUGGUCAUGCCAAGUACCUGCACGGAACUUCAGGUGUACUUGCGAGAUGAUCAGCUGAUGUACGAAAACUUAAACAUGAUCGACAUGGUCUCCUCCGUCACCUCUUCCUUUUGGAAGGCUAACGGCUGGAUUGCAUAUCUUUUCAUAUCGAUCAUCUUCCUUACAAAUCUGUGCUAUAUUUGGAUUUGGCUCAAGGCUGUUCCACUGAGCCACAAAGCGGUCAAUUUAGAACACGAAUCAACCAACGAUUCUAUAUGUACCAGUGAAAUUCGUCGUCUUAUCUUGGAUGGAGAUAUCUAUAUGUUCUCUCCAUUCAGCAAGUUUUGGUCUUUCCGUUUCACUGACGCAGAAAUUUGCUGGAGCACCUGGAAAGGACUGUUCACUGCCGCCCUAGUAGAUCUCCAAGAUCUCACCGUCAAACUUGUUAAUGCUGAGGCAGACAUCCGCCAGUUCGAGGAAAAGGUAGCGACUCAAGAAAAGCAAUCAGGUUCUUGGGAAGAAUUAUUAAGAGCAAAGAAGCGCAUCGAAGAGCUUGAACAGUACCUUGUCGCUUCAGAGACAGAGUCUUGCAAGAAGGACAGGGUGAUAGAAGAAGCUAGAUCUCGAGCUGAGAAAGCUGAUCGUCAGAAUAAGGACACUGAAAGGGAAUAUAUUGCUCUGUGUACCAAAACAGAGCAAGACACGAAAAGCAUCAAACAGCUCGAAACAAAUUUGUCAGCCGCCAACAACCACAUCAAGGAACUGCAAGACAAAAUGAAGAAACAAGGUGAAACAUCUCAAAGGCGCUAUAAUGAAUUGACAGCCGAGUGCAAGAGAAGCAAGCAAUUAACAGAUCAGGUUGCUGAGCUCGAACUAAACCUGUCCCGACUGGAAGAACAAAAUCGCUUAAUACCUGACCUCAGAGAGCAACUAGCUUCAUUGAAAAGGCAAUUUGAUGCAUUGAAUGCUGAAAGCCUGGCACUCAAAAACGCCAAUAAUACCUUGAUGAAUGAAGAAAACCUUCUAAAUAAAGAGAUUGAAGCCUUAAAGAACAAGUUGAGCUUAUCACAAUCCAAGUGCGACGCUUUGGCAACAAAACUCACAGCAAGCCAACUUACUCUAGAAAAAGAGCGAAGUCAAUUUGAAGAUGACUUCCAGUCAAUUCGAUCUCGACUUUCCGAGGCCACAAACGAGAAGGAAAUUCUUCGUAAAGAACUGGAGGAAAGAAAAUUGAAAAUUGAAAAUCUUGAAGGGGUAUCGAGUUCUCUCAAGUCAGAUCUCAGAAAAUCUCGAGAUGAACUUGGUGAAGUCCGGAAAGAUUACGAGUCGUUACAGGAGGCUUGCAAUGCUCAAUGCAUUGCAAUGGGCGAAGCAGAGUUUGAUUACCAAGAGAUGAUCAAGCUGGGCCAAGAAGAGAGAGCCUUUCUUCAACGAAAGCUAGAAGAUGCACAGGAGUCUUUGCGCAAACUCGAAGAGGGGAUAAUGGCAAUAAAAGCAGAAGCCAGCGAGCAGCUUAAGAAGAAAGAUGACGAACAUGCCGCAAUUGUGUCGAAAUUGCAGCGCGAUUUCAAAUCGCUCAAGGGCCGCAUUCCAACCACGACUAAACCACCAAAGAGAGCUAAGAACAAAUCGAGCAACAGUAAUCCAUCGAACGACCCAAAUCACAUCCUAAGUGAUAAAGGCGCAACUGUGGUCAAUCCAACCACGUCUGCGCGUCAAGAUUGCGAAGGGGAAGCUGGCACAGGAGCUUACAGAUCGAAUCUUUUAAAAGAUUCCGCAAGCGUGCCAGGUCAACAUUCUGCGACCGUAGUUGAAAAGGAAACCAUAACAUCGUUGCCCCCGCCUUUGUUGGAUUCAUCCACCUCUGCAGCUACGCCAUCGUCGACUCCAGUGGAUCAAACCACUGCACUCGAUGAGGUUAGCCAACACUUAUACACUUCGCAUGCUGAAUCUACCCAUACAGUUAUAGACUCUCAUGCAAACAUAUGUGUUGGGGCUCAGGGUGACGCGGACGCGGUUGUUCAAAGCUCUAGUGACCAGUGUCCAUCAAUUGUAUCACAGAGCAGUUCCAUAGCUUCUCCGACAUCGAAUCAAAGGAUUCAUAAGGAAAACGCCGCAAAUACUCUGUUUACAGGCCUCAAAUCUUCUAAAUGGAGCAUGAGAUCGUGAUUAUUGGUAUACUAUUUUCACAAUUUCGCAAAGCAGGGUUUGUAAAUUCCGAUAUGUCGAUAGUCUUGUGGUCUAUCUAGGCUCGGAAAGAAACGCAAAUGGAAGUGCAAUAGUUCAAAAUCCAUACUUAGCCCAGUAUUAGCGGUGGCAUAU
Molecule: messenger RNA, 2544 nt
Organism: Verruconis gallopava
Lineage: Eukaryota; Fungi; Ascomycota; Dothideomycetes; Venturiales; Sympoventuriaceae
Exons: 1
Coding region: 1-2391 (796 amino acids)
Source: RefSeq, a predicted model, not a curated record